Messenger RNA from Helicoverpa zea (corn earworm), 596 nucleotides. RefSeq lists its product as uncharacterized. NCBI's taxonomy places the organism in Eukaryota, Metazoa, Arthropoda, Insecta, Lepidoptera, Noctuidae. The record is from RefSeq and is a predicted model, not a curated record. The transcript is spliced from 6 exons. The coding region runs from base 63 to 440 and encodes 125 amino acids.
UCCACCUGGUAGUACUUAUAUGAAAAAAUACAGUGAAUAUAUUGCAGAAUUUUGUUUCAAAUAUGGCGUCUCAAUAUUUUAAAUCAAUUUUUACAUUAAUGCUAGUUUGUGUUUUUGUUUAUAGUUUUCCCAGUGUCCGACAAAAGAGAGUACUUUUCAGUUUUGAACAGGAUUCGCAUAGCCGGUUGAAACGCCAGUCUCCUAUAUUAGGUUACAAGAAUUAUAUGCAAACUGCAGCUCAACCUAGCGUUAUAGUCAAUGGAGGCAACGGGUAUAGAGUGCCAGAGUAUUCAUAUGGAGUUCCCAACACUUAUGCAGCCCAAGGAUCUUCUUAUGGCGCCAAUAGAGCACCCACAGUAGUGGUCAAUAUGCCAGACAGGCAGCUAGACAGUAGCUGUAAGCAAAAAACAAAGAAGAAGAAGAAAAAUAUUAUCUUUUAAUGGCGGAACGACAGGGAUGACAACUACAUAACGCCCAUUGCAAACAACCCAUACGUCUUACAAUCAAGAAGAUUAUAGACUAUAUCGAGACAAAAUCACAAAACGUAAUAAAAUUUUACACUUGUUUCUGAAAAUAAAACUCUAUUUAUAUGAAAA